AUGGCGCAACAUUCUAGCAUUGCCCGGUCGGCCAUGACGUCGGCCACUUCGCCUGAGACGGGGGACCAGAGGAUUAAUAUUAAACCCAACGGCACAUCUAAUGGCUCGGGAUCGGGAAAAGAAGGAGCUCUUCUACCUCCAAAAACUGUGGUCAACCGAGCGCUAGGUAACGAGCUGCAUUCCGAUUCCCACAAAUCUUCACUGCCGCCCAAGGGCGGAGUCGGAACGGCUUUGACAGACACUCCGGUUUCUACCGCACCUCCGUCUCCACAGAUAUCGGGCCUUUAUCAACCUCCUGGUACUCCCAGUCGAGUGCGAGCAACUACUCUCGAUAUCCCCGGAUUGACCAAGUCCAAGGUAUCUCCAGAUGGCCGCAUUGCCCAGCGGGAUGUCGGCGCCAAGCUGGUCAUUGUCAUGGUCGGCCUCCCGGCCCGAGGCAAAAGUUACAUUACCAAGAAGCUGGCCCGCUAUUUGAACUGGCUCCAACAUGACACCGAAAUCUUCAAUGUUGGACAGCGUCGCCGUGUGGCCGCUGGAAAGUCCCCCUCACCUGCCCCGGCUGAUCGUGGCCAGGAUCGGAAACCAAGUGCUUUCCACAAGGAUCUCGUUGACUCAGUGCGCCGGUUGAGUGUCAGCGUUGGCACCACUUUGAACUCAUCAGAUGUCUCCCCGCCCGAGAACGGGGCACCGCUUCCCCCUCCAGCGGUCCCAACCAAGAUUCUCGUGAAUGGAGAAGAGCCCGAACAAGUUUCUCAAAACGAAAGUACUGUUGUGCCCUCGAUCGACGCAGGCCCUGCACAGUCUCGUGAGAAUGAAGAAGCUAUCAUUGAAGCUUCCCCGGAACCUAUGGAUCAAACCGCCGACUUCUUUGACCCCCAGAAUCAGCGUGCCGUCAAGAUGAGAGAGCAGGUCGCCCUGGACACUCUUGAUGAGUUGUUGGAUUAUAUUUUGGAGGAAGGUGGCAGUAUUGGUAUCCUCGAUGCGACCAACAGCACUAUGGAACGUCGCAAAGCGAUUGUUGACCAUAUUCGCAACCGCGCUGGCCCCGAGCUAAAUAUCCUGUUCCUUGAGAGCAGUUGCGUGGAUCAGGAUUUGCUUGAGGCUAACAUGCGCCUGAAACUUUCUGGUCCCGACUACAAAGGCCAGGACCCAACCGAGGCACUUGAAGAUUUCAAGAAGCGUGUUGCUCUCUACGAAAAGUCCUACGUGCCUCUCGGCGAAUAUGAGGAGAAGCAUCGUAUGGCUUUCAUUCAGAUGAUCGAUGUCGGUCGUAAAGUCGUCGCUCACCAAACCCAUGGCUUCCUUGCUUCUCAAGUCGUCUACUACUUGCUCAAUUUCAAUCUCUCUCCACGCCAAAUUUGGAUCACACGACACGGCGAAAGUUUGGAUGAUGCCGCAGGUCGUAUUGGCGGUGACUCUGAUCUCAGCGAGAACGGCAGAAGGUAUGCCAAGGCGUUGGCUCGCUUCGUGGAUCACCAGCGGAAGCAGUGGGAAGCAUAUCAGCGACAGAAAGACCUUCUUAAGCACUUCCCGCCUCGAGCCGGUGACAUCACACCUCCCAACCCAUCUUAUCUUCCCCAGGAAGGGCCACGCAACUUCUGUGUCUGGUCCUCAAUGAUGCAACGCUCCGUUCAAACAGCAGAAUACUUCAACGAGGAUGAGUACGAUGUUAAGCAGAUGAGGAUGCUGGACGAAAUUCAUUCUGGCAGGAUGGAAGGCAUGACAUACAAGGAAAUCCAAGAGCAGUACCCCGAGGAGUACGCCCACCGCAAGAAAGAUAAACUCUUCUACAGAUACCCCGGACCAGGCGGAGAAAGCUACCUCGACAUCAUCAAUCGAUCGCGUACGGUUAUUGUCGAGGUAGAGCGCACUACAGACCAUGUGCUCCUGGUCGGGCAUAGAUCUGUUGCUCGCGUGCUCCUGGCCUAUUUCCGCGGCUUGAAGCGUGACGAGGUCGCUGACCUCGAUGUUCCGAUGGGCGUUUUGUACAUGCUUGAGCCCAAGCCAUAUGGUGUAGAGUUCAAGGCAUACCGCUACAAUCCCGAGACCGACUGGUUCGAUUACCUUCCCAAUUACGAACUGCAUCAGGUCAAAGCACAGACGACCCACUAA
Molecule: messenger RNA, 2112 nt
Organism: Penicillium mononematosum
Lineage: Eukaryota; Fungi; Ascomycota; Eurotiomycetes; Eurotiales; Aspergillaceae
Product: 6-phosphofructo-2-kinase PFK26
Exons: 2
Coding region: 1-2112 (703 amino acids)
Biological process (GO): fructose metabolic process; fructose 2,6-bisphosphate metabolic process
Cellular component (GO): cytosol
Molecular function (GO): ATP binding; 6-phosphofructo-2-kinase activity
Source: RefSeq, a predicted model, not a curated record